Messenger RNA from Cladocopium goreaui, 213 nucleotides. NCBI's taxonomy places the organism in Eukaryota, Dinophyceae, Suessiales, Symbiodiniaceae. The record is from the annotation of a GenBank genome assembly.
AUGCAAGGCACAAGGAGAUCAUCGCUGACGUUCUGCGCCAUGACUUGUUGGCGAACGCUCGACACCGAAGCUCGAGCUACGUCCUGGAAGCGGCACUGUUGCACUGCUCUACCAAGGACCAAGAAAGCCUUGUGCACUUCCUGGUCCAGCCUCACAUUGUGGCAGAGCUUGCUCAAGCUGACUUUGGUGUUUUCGUUGUUCGAACUUUGCUGA